Cyprinodon variegatus (sheepshead minnow) is the source of this 1601-nucleotide messenger RNA. RefSeq names its product G-protein coupled receptor 35-like. The transcript has a single exon. The record is from RefSeq and is a predicted model, not a curated record. Gene Ontology annotation, cellular component: membrane. Gene Ontology annotation, molecular function: G protein-coupled receptor activity. The coding region runs from base 276 to 1151 and encodes 291 amino acids. NCBI's taxonomy places the organism in Eukaryota, Metazoa, Chordata, Actinopteri, Cyprinodontiformes, Cyprinodontidae. Gene Ontology annotation, biological process: phospholipase C-activating G protein-coupled receptor signaling pathway; positive regulation of Rho protein signal transduction.
AUAGCAGCUUCUUUGGUAAGACUUCUACCAUUUUGUGUAAAGGGAUUUAAGCAACAGAUUGAUGCUCCUAUUUUCUAACUCCUGAUUUUAACUUGAUUUACUCUAAGAUAUGUUGAAUGGAAAUUAAGCUGCACAUUUUAUGGCUUUCAUUCAUUGAGCUCAACUCAUACAUGUCUGAUUGUGGGGAGAUUUUGUUUUUCACCUGAUCUUCACUUAAACACAGAUGAUGCUAUUUUUAAAAAAAGUUUCACAACUGCUUUUUCUAACAGUACAGGAUGUUCUCCAAUGUCACUGUCAUCUGUAAUGCGACCGUCAAUGUGACUGCUUGCUCCUACUGUGCCCUUGAGGGGUUGGCUUACAGUCUGGUGUUUCUCCUCGGUCUCCUCAUCAAUAGUGCGGCUCUGUGGGCCUUCAUCGCCAAACGAGCCUCCUGGACUGACUGCCACAUCUACAUGCUGAAUUUGGUUGUGGCUGACUUUGCCCUCAUCAUUUUCCUUCCCUUUAGGAUUUAUGAUGCCUUCUUCUGUCUACCUAAAACAUUUCUCUGCACCUUCCUACAUUUCACUCACUACAUCAACAUGUAUGCCAGCAUCCUGACCACGACAGCCAUCAGCGCCCACCGCUAUCUGACCAUCAGGUUCCCUCUGCAGGCCAGAUCAUGGAGGAAGAAGAAAGUGGCAGCGGUGGUCGUAUGUUUACUCAUCUGGGUGAUUUUGGUCUCAGUUGUUGUAGUUGUUCGAAAGCAAAACUAUCCUGACAAACUCUGGACAUGCUAUGAAAGAUGCAAAGAUGCUCGUUUCCGUCCACAGUUUACAAUAGCCCUGUUAUGUCUAGGCUACCUGGCUCCUCUGAUGAUAAUCGUGUUCUGUUCCAGUCGAACCAUCUGUAUCUUGGUGAAAGAGCAAAAUAAGUCAAAGGACAAGAAAAGAAUUGUUGAGAUAGUUAAAGCAAACCUGAUUGUUUUUCUUGUCUGCUACACGCUGUACCACUUUGCCUUUGUGAUCAGCUUAUUCUACAAAGUACCGUCAAACUGGAUGUAUGUAUAUUUACCCUCUCACAGGUUUUUACAAGUGUCUGAGUGGAUUGCUUCCACAAACUGUGUCUUAGACUCUAUAAGCUUCUACUUUUUAUUGAAAAAGUUUUACAUAUAAAUCAAUGAUAGCAUAAUAACACUCCUACGGUAUUGCCUAUUGCUUGUAUAUAGGUGUGUUGUUUUUUUGUUUUUUUUUUUAGAAUAGUGACUGGCACACUGGAAAGUUCUUAAGAGUUGCUUGAAAUUAAAAGAUUCUUAGAGAGAAACACUGACAACCCAAUUUUGGUUUCCCGGUAGAAGCUCAGAUGUUUUUUUAAUUAAAAAUACUUUUGUUUCAGCUGCUUUUGUACGUGUCAAAAACAAGCUCAGAGUGAACCAUGCUUUCGUGCUGGCAGCUCCUAAGUUGUAUAUCAAUCUUCCCUUGGUUAUCAGACAGGCCUCUUCACUUUUCUGACUGUAACUGUAUAGAUAUAUUAUUCAUUUUAUUUAGUAUUUAUUUUCAAGUUUCUUUAUUCUCAGUUAAUUGUUAUCUAAUGUCUUUCAGAAAAAGUAAUUCCUCCGACCAUUU